Fonsecaea erecta is the source of this 1788-nucleotide messenger RNA. RefSeq lists its product as hypothetical. The record is from RefSeq and is a predicted model, not a curated record. The transcript has 4 exons. The coding region runs from base 1 to 1788 and encodes 595 amino acids. Lineage: Eukaryota; Fungi; Ascomycota; Eurotiomycetes; Chaetothyriales; Herpotrichiellaceae.
AUGGGUCUGUCGAGGUGGACCGUUGCAGCAGCGCUGCUCCAACUGGCCUCACUCGCACUGGCCCAUGGUCACGAUGAGGAGCACCAUGACAUGGACAUGAAGAAGCCGGAAGCCCCUCACAAUGACGGCGGGGAGAUUGAUCCAUAUGAUAUGCCCAGCUAUGCCGGCCUGGGCCAGCACCAGGGUAUGAUCAUGGCGCACGUGGUCAUGAUGGUAUUGGCAUGGUUUUUCAUUCUUCCAAUCGGCGCCAUGUUCAGCAUUGCUCGGUCGAAAUUCGCCCUUCCCGUCCAAUUUCUUUUCCUGAUUGUUAACGGCGUGGGACUGCUGUUCGGGAUUGUGUACAACAUCAACACCCCCGAUCUGUACGUGCACAAUGCCCACCACAGGAUUGGCUGGAUCGCGACCUGGAUGAUGACCGCCCAGGUCAUUGCGAGCCUGUUGUUCGCCUACUCGCGGAGAGGCAAGCAAUCCGCAGCUCCGGUGGGCGAGAGGGAGGCAUUUCUCCCGGUUUCCGUGGAGAACAUGGCCCAGCAUAACAGGCGGCCGCCCUAUAAUCCUUACCGUUGGUCUGGCGACAGCGGCCAGGGCACCGAUACUUCCUCGACCCUGCACAGCCGUGAUGCUUCUCCGACGGUUGUGGGCCGACGGGAUACCUUUGAUGAUUUUGAGAAACCUGAACCCCUCCCAGACUCGGAAGACGACGAAGACCUGCAGUUACCGCAGCAGCCCAGCGAGCGAUCCCGCUGGUUGCACAUCAGCUUCAUCGACAGAUACCUGUCCGCGCGCAUUCCGCACCUGCUUUCAUCUCAGAUGCUGCGCGUGGCCAAGAUCGUGUACAAUGUGGUGGACAGAUUGAUUCUAGUCCUUGGUUUCAUCGCCUUGGUGACUGGUUUCAUCACGUACUGUGGCAUUUUCAGAGCCAACAACGUCUUCACGGGUCUAGCCCACUUUAUCAAGGGAGGAAUUUUCUUCUGGUACGGCCUGCUCACCCUGGGACGAUGGAUGGGUUGCUUUGCCGAUCUGGGCUGGGCUUGGAAUCUUAAGCCGAACCGCAGCGAAGUCGGCCAAUGGAAGUCGAAAAUCCCCUCGGCUGAAUUCACGGAAUCCUUUGUCAUUUGGCUGUACGGUGCCACCAAUGUCUUCUUGGAGCAUCUGGCGGCUUGGGGCGGCGAGUGGACGGCCCAGGACUUUGAACAUGUCUCGAUCGCCAUCAUGUUCUUUGGCGGCGGAAUGUGCGGUAUGCUUGUCGAGUCCAGCAUCGUCCGCCGUUGUCUGAACACGGUUGUCGACAACAUGCCUGCCCGAACAGACGUCCACCCCAGUGAAGCACUGGAGCUACGUGAGACACCGAAACAGUACACCACCUCUCUCAACCCUAUGCCUGGCUUGGUCAUCAUCCUCCUCGGCGUCAUGAUGUCUUCUCACCACCAGGACUCGAUGGUGUCUACCAAUGUCCACUCACAAUGGGGCACGCUGCUGGUCGGCUUCGGCGUUGCUCGUAUGUUCACGUACCUGAUCAUGUUCCUCUCCCCACCCAAGUCGGUCUACCCUACCCGCCCUCCCACUGAACUGAUCGCCGCCUUCUGCUUGAUCAGUGGUGGAAUCAUCUUCAUGGCCAGUGCCCGAGACAUCGUCCACUACAUGGAGAGAACGGGUCUCAUGGCUAUGUUUGUGCUCACCGUCACGUGUGGAUUGACGGCGUUCAUCAUGGCGUAUGAGAUCGUCGUGCUGUCACUCAAGGGCUGGGCCAUGAGGAGGGAGAACAAGGGCGCGGCACCCAGAUUCUGA